UAAGAUUGAAGUUUUAGUUUUCCAAUUCGAUUCCCGUGACCAGAACCAAAGAAAAAAUAUGGAUUCACGAUACUUCUUUCGAUUUUGGGAUUUUCUAAAAGUUUUCUCCGCAUUUUCAGGUCUUUUAGUUUUCAACCACGUUUUAAGCUUCUUAAUUGUCAAAUUCUGUGGACUAUCGUUAAUUUCUAUGAUCACUGUAUACAUUCUUUGUUUCUCCUCGUUGGUUUCAUUUUGGUGCGGAUUCAAACGUUUACAAAGAGAUCGUGGGACAAGGGAACAUCGACAUCUUCUGAAAGAGCUCUACUCUAUGGAGGUUGAAAAGAUUCCAUUUGUCAUUGAUCGCCUUUUAGAGAUUUAUAGAGCAAGUCCUCAUGGUGAAGAGAACAUCUACACUAAGGACAGUGGGAGUUUUAUGGUGGAAAAGCGCUGUGCAGUGUGUUUGGAAGCUGAAGCGUGCACCCAAACUUUCCCGUGUGAACACGUGGUUGUGUGCAGUUGGUGCGCUUGGCAGUCGUUGAAGCUCGCGUUUCUUCAGAGAUCACCUCAUCGCUGUGUCGUCUGUAGGACCGAGAUUGAGGAUUUUGGUGGAAGUUUGAUCAGAGCAAGAGACGUGGUGAAUCUAAGCUGGAAAGAUGUGAGGAAGAUUGUUGAAGACGUAAAACGUUGUUGAGCGUUUAGAGGUCAUUGUUUAACAGUCUAGGAAAAUAAGGAAGUUAGAGAUAUGUUAGGCUUCCUUAGAUGAAAGAAAUGAACGAAAUUUUAACAAAUUUCCAGGCAAAACAUUUACCAUGUGGGAUAGAACUGGAAAACCCGGCC
Messenger RNA from Stylophora pistillata, 816 nucleotides. RefSeq lists its product as uncharacterized. Lineage: Eukaryota; Metazoa; Cnidaria; Anthozoa; Scleractinia; Pocilloporidae. The record is from RefSeq and is a predicted model, not a curated record.